This is a messenger RNA of Sphaeramia orbicularis (orbiculate cardinalfish), 2718 nucleotides long. Its product is annotated as protocadherin beta-16-like. The record is from RefSeq and is a predicted model, not a curated record. Gene Ontology annotation, molecular function: calcium ion binding. Bases 280 to 2703 code for a protein of 807 amino acids. Lineage: Eukaryota; Metazoa; Chordata; Actinopteri; Kurtiformes; Apogonidae. Gene Ontology annotation, cellular component: plasma membrane. Gene Ontology annotation, biological process: homophilic cell-cell adhesion. The transcript has a single exon.
GAACUGUUAGGGCCGCUGUUGCCUUGACUGUGGAAGCUUGAGAGUGUGAUUAUAACAGCACCUCCCAUGUCCAUUCGCCAUUAUGAGGACGGCCAAAGACGAGUAAAGAACAGUAAAUCGACAUAAACGUCGUGUUUUGUAGAUUAGGAACUUUUGUACUCUUCGUUCUCUUGAUUGUGGAGAAGCAACAUUGACGUUUAACAUCAGAAAACAACUACUCUAUUGAAAGGAUUCAUACAAAAGGAUACGCUUUUUUGGAGGAAAUAUUACCACAGAACAAUGAACCGACGGGCGAUUCUAUUUUUCUGUCUCGUUUCUCUGAGUUCGGUGACUGGACAAGUCACCUACACAAUUCCAGAGGAAAUGGCGAAAGGCUCUGUAAUCGGCAACAUCGCACAGGAUUUAGGUUUAGAAACAAAACGAUUAAUUUCUGGUAAAGCUCGUAUUUAUACUCGGGGGAGUGACGAGUACAUCGAGCUGAACAGAGACAGAGGAGUCCUCCUUGUUAAAGAGAGAAUCGACAGGGAGACGCUCUGCGGACAGACGACGCCUUGUGCUUUACAUUUUCAGGUUAUUUUGGAAAACCCGAUGGAGUUUUACAGCGCUACAGUUCAGAUUACUGAUGUUAACGAUAAUGCUCCGACAUUUGAAGAAAUAAAGGUGGAGUUUAAAAUCAGCGAAUCAGCUGUUAUUGGAUCUAAAUUUGUGCUGGAACCAGCAGUCGAUCUUGAUGUUGGAAUUAAUGAUCUUAAAAGGUAUGAAUUGAAACCAACAGAUAAUUUUGUUUUAAAGCUACAUAAUAACGCUGAUGGGAAUAGAAAUGUUGAGAUGGUGUUGCAGAAACCUUUAGACAGAGAGAAACAGGAACAUAUAUCUCUAGUGUUAACGGCUUUAGAUGGAGGAGAGCCGCAGUUGUCAGGGACAAUGCAGAUUGACAUUACAGUUUUAGAUGUAAAUGAUAAUGCUCCUGUUUUUACUCAGCCUAUUUAUAAGACUAUAGUUACUGAAAAUUCACCUACAGGCACAGUUGUUUCCACUGUGACAGCGUCAGAUGCAGAUGAGGGUUCUAACGGUAAAAUAACAUAUUCAAUUGGAAAUACAGAUGAUGUCAAAAGAGUAUUUAGCAUUAACAAGGAAAGUGGUCAGGUUACUUUGAUCGGAAAUAUUGACUUUGAAGUAUCACGAUAUUUUCAAAUAAAUGUCCGUGCUAGUGAUGAUGGAGGUCUCACAGACUCUUGUAAAGUGAUGAUCGAUGUGCAGGAUGUAAAUGAUAACAAACCAGAAAUUAACAUAAUGUCAAAGUCAAACCUAAUAUCCGAGGAUGCUGUACUCAACACCGUUGUUACAAUGAUUAAUAUUGAAGAUAAAGACACUGGAGAAAAUGGAAAGGUGCAAUGUUUCGUGAGUGAGACAGUGCCGUUUAUUUUAAAAUCUUCAACUAAUAAUUUUUAUAGUUUAGUGACAGACAGUGAUUUAGACAGAGAGAGAGCUUCUGAGUAUAAUAUAACUGUGACCUGCUCUGAUGAAGGAGUACCCUCCCUCUCCAGCAGCGUCACUCUCACCUUACAGAUCUCUGAUGUCAAUGAUAACCCUCCUGUCUUUGAGAGGAGCUCAUAUGAGGCCUACACUGUAGAAAACAACACACCUGGUCUCUCUAUAUUCACAGUCAAAGCCACAGACUCUGACUGGAACCAGAAUGCUCGUGUUUCUUACAUACUGGAGGACUCCUCUGUUAACGGAGUGCCAGUCUCCUCAUAUGUGUCCGUUAGUGCUGAUAGUGGAGUCAUCCAUGCAGUGCGUUCUUUUGACUACGAGCAGAUCAAGGAUUUCCAGUUCCGGGUCAAAGCUCAGGAUGGAGGCUCCCCUCCACUCAGUAGUAAUGUGACUGUGAAAAUAAUGAUCCAGGACCAGAACGACAACGCCCCUCAGGUUCUGUACCCAGUCCAGACUGGUGGCUCUCUGGUGGCUGAAAUGGUGCCUCGUUCAGCAGAUGUGGGCUAUCUGGUCACUAAAGUGGUGGCUGUUGAUGUGGACUCUGGACAGAAUGCCUGGCUCUCCUAUAAACUGCAGAAAGCCACAGACAGGGCGCUGUUUGAGGUGGGCUUACAGAAUGGAGAAGUAAGAACUAUCCGCCAAGUCACUGAUAAAGAUGCAGUCAAACAAAGACUGACUGUUACAGUGGAGGACAACGGACAGCCCUCUCGUUCAGCUACAGUCAUUGUAAACGUGGCGGUGGCGGACAGCUUUCCUGAAGUGCUGUCUGAGUUCACUGACUUUACACACGACAAGGAGUACAAUGAGAACCUGACUUUUUACUUAGUUUUGGCUUUGGCUGUAGUUUCCUUUUUAUUCAUCACGUGUGUGGUGGUCAUUAUAUCAGUGAAAAUCUACAGAUGGAGACAGUCUCGCAUCCUGUAUCACUCCAAUCUGCCAGUGAUUCCAUAUUAUCCACCACGUUACUCCGACACUUUGGGGACAGGGACUCUCCCACACGUGUACAACUACGAGGUGUGCAGGACGACUGACUCCAGAAAGAGUGACUGUAAGUUUGGCAGAGCUGGUAGUCAGAACGUGCUGAUAAUGGACCCCAGUUCAACAGGGACGAUGCAGAGGAUACAGAGUGAAAAGAGCAUCCUGGAUGAACCAGACUCUCCUCUAGAGGUUGGUUUUGUCAUUGCUUUUCUCUCAGUGAUGUUGCUUUAGCUUUUAAUAGUGUUG